AGAUCUGAAAUAAUGAGGAAAGUAACAGACAAUGAGUUGGACCCCUGCUAUAAGCGACGAACGAUAACUAGAAUGCACCUAUUAACCCGAAAUAGUAUCUAAAUAUGAACUACCAUUUGACUAAUGGGGUGAGUGAUUUCGUACCAAUCACGCCAAGCAAUUUUGCCAUCAUGUACAAUUAAGUGAAUUAUGAAAUACUCUCCAUGUACUUGGAGGAAUACAACUUUUUUAAAAAAGUGAUCCCUCUUUUUUCUUCCUCCCAUCCCUCCCCUCUCGCGGUCUUUCUCCGCUACGCGAAAUCAUUCCGCAUAAUGUCUUACUUUCUCCUCACUAUUGUUUCAGAGUGUUUGGGAUAAACUCGGCAUUAUAAUCAUUCUUAAUGAAUGUGCUAUCCAUUUAUCAUUAAGAACGGUACCCGGCAUCACCAUCUGCACUUCUUAUCAAAGUGCCACUCCUACCCGCUGUUCGUUGGUUCUAAAACGUGGAACAACCGAGCCAGCAUUGCAGGAGGGUGUAAUCCUUGCUAGUAUUAAAUAAUUGUUUUUUAAAAAAAGUCCCCAAAUGAUGCAUGGCUUUACAGCUUCAAUGUUUAAAAAAUUGGAUUGAUAUUUUGGUCUCUGGCCAACAAUAUUUCCCAGAUAAUACAUCAUUACGGCAAUCUCCGCUGUUUAUGCACUCUUCUCGAGUGGGCGUUGUCAGCCAGCUAGCCAAUUCCGAGCGGCCGUUUGCCAGUUGCCAGGCACCUUUAAGAGAUCCUGGAUUCUGAUUGGCUCGGGGUCGUCCUGCCAUGAUGUCAUCGCGAGCUGCCGAAUGAAGGGAACGGGGAAUGUGGUUGCAGAGAGAAACUCGCCACUUAUUCGCCUCACUUUACAGCAGCGGGCUCCAUUAGACCGCCGGGAUGGCCAAGGACGAGUUCCUCCUGCGCUCCGCCAGGGCGCCGGUGAUCAUAAAGCAGGAGCCGGACGACGACUCGGACGCCGACGAGCCGAACCUGAAGAAGUCGGACGAGCUUCAGAUCAUCCACAGUGGGCACUUCAUGGUGUCGUCCCCGCACCGAGAGCACCCUCCCAAGAAAGGGUACGAUUUCGACACCGUCAAUAAGCAGACAUGUCAGACCUACUGCUUCGGACCGUACAGCACGUCGCAUCUGUCCAUCGACGCCUCGCUCACCAAGUUGUUCGAGUGCAUGACUCUGGCGUACAGUGGAAAAUUAGUUUCACCUAAAUGGAAAAAUUUUAAAGGACUGAAACUUUUAUGGAGAGACAAGAUUCGACUGAACAAUGCAAUUUGGAGAGCAUGGUAUAUGCAAUAUGUAGAAAAGCGAGAAAACCCAGUCUGUCAUUUUGUUACCCCAUUAGAUGGCACUCUUGAGUUUGAAGAACCGCGAAAACCUGAAGCAGCUACUGAAGGAAAAUUUUGGAAAAGGAGAAUUGAGAUAGUAAUAAGGGAAUAUCACAAAUGGCGCACGUACUUCAAGAAAAGGUUGCAAAAGCACAAAGAUGAGGACCUUUCAAGUCUGAUUAAACUUUCUGGAUUUGAUGAUGGAUGCCCAGAAACCUGCUGUAUUUCAUUUCAAGACGAUGACUUGGCAUUAUGGCGUGCAAAAAGAAAAGGAAGCGACACACCAGUCCCCAUGGAGGAGGACAAGCUCUUGGACAUGGACAUGUUAAUGUCUGAAUUCUCUGACACACUUUUUUCAACAUUGUCUUCGCAUCACGCAGUGGCGUGGCCCAACCCAAGAGAGAUUGCACACGCAGGAAAUGCAGAUAUGAUUCAACCUGGAUUGAUCCCUCUUCAGCCCAAUUUAGAUUUUAUGGACACGUUUGAACCUUUCCAAGAUUUGUUUCCAACAACCCGAUUUCCGUCUUUGGCUGGCAGCCUCUUCUCAUCUCCUGUUCCUCCAGCCCCUUCUGUUGCUCCCCUAGGUGGCAGUAGCUCACCAUCACAGGAUAUCAUCCUGUCGACUAGCAAUCUAUCUGAUACAAUCUCAUCCGUUAAUAUUGAGGAAGACUUAAUUCCAUCUCCGGUUCCUUCAGUGAUGAACCAUAUUGAUACCCGCAAUGACAGUAGUAGUUCAAAAUUUGCAGCUUUUGUUGACAGUGAAGAGUUUCAACCUCCAACGGUAAUUAGCAACCAGGAGACGUUUUUACCACUUUUUUCAUCCGAUGUGCCGUCAUCUCAGACUCCCCAAAUGCAACAGCAAAAAACGUCCAAGUUUGAAGUGCCUCCCAGCAUGUCUCUGAAUGCCCAGACAUUCUUAAGUCCAGGGAAUCAGAAGUUUACAAUAUCUGCUUCGCCACCACCAGCCAUUACUCAUACUGCCUCUUCUACGUUUACGCAAAUACCUGCUGCUACGACGUUCACCCAAAACCAGAAUCUUCAUCUUGCCACUAAGCAGCAAGGAGUGCCUUGUAAUGUUGCUAUGCAGCCACCAAAAACUCAUACAACUUUUGCUGUACCAAAAGCUGGCCCUCCUGCUGGGCUUGGGAGUAGGACUAAACAGCUGCAGAAAUUUGUGCCUGCAAAGUCAGAACUGGUUCCAAUAGCGCCUGCUGCUUCACCAAAUGCCUUCCUAACACAGUUGUUGGCACCAGGCUCCAGUGCAGUUCUUGUAACCCCAACUCAUAUAAAAGCUGAAGGUGUACUGACGUGUAGAGUUACCCAACCCAGUGUUGUUAUCACACCAGCUGCCAUUGCCACCGCCUCGGGUGUAACGGAUUUCCAUCACAGUAUUUUAGUUGGCCCUGCACAACAGCCAGGAAUGAUGAACACAUCCCGACAGACUCCACAGCAUGGGAAGUCAGCCAUGCCUCAUCUGUUUGCUGCAAGUGUGGUCCCGAGUACAGUUCGAUUGCAGCCCAAAACAGAACAAAUUACAGCUCCGUCCUCCAACAGGCAGGCACCUUCCCCCACACCUACAAAUCGGGAGCGCCAGAAUUCAGGUCAAGGGUCACCAGCAUCAUCAGAGAGAAUUCCCAGCCCACAGUCUCCCAUAAACAAUUCUGCAAUAUCUAAACCAGAGCAGCCAGUUGUAGUGUUUAAGAGUCGAAGAAUGACCCAUAUUUCUGCAGAACAGAAAAGACGAUUUAACAUCAAAAUGGGUUUUGAUACUCUUCAUAACCUUGUGACCACUUUAAAAUGUCAGUCCAACAUAAAGCCGAUUAGCAAUGCGGUCACACUGCAGAAGACAGUGGAAUACAUUGCAAAGCUGCAGCAGGAGAGGGCGCAGUUGCAAGAUGAAGCAAAACGUCUCAGGGAGGAGAUUGAAGAGCUUAAUAUUGCAAUCAGUAUCUGUCAACAGCAGCUUCCUGCUACUGGUGUUCCAGUAACACAGCAACGGUCUGAUCACAUGCGGGAAAUGUUCGAUGAGUAUGUCAAAUCAAGAACACAUCAGAACUGGAAGUUCUGGAUUUUCAGCAUAAUUAUUAAGCCUUUGUUUGACUCUUUCAAUACCAUGGUUACAAGUACAAGUGUAGAUGAUUUAUGCAAGUCGACGCUUUCCUGGGUGGAUCAGCAUUGCUCUCUACCGGUUCUUCGACCAAUGGUUCUGAACACACUUCGUCAUCUUAGUACCACCACAUCCAUUUUGACUGAUCCAUCACUGAUACCUGAACAAGCAAUUCAAGCUGUCAGUCAAGUCAGUAAGAGCAGUGGGGAAUCAUAGCACCUGCUCCUGGUGGCAUCCCUGUGAAAUGUGGAAGUCUCAUGGUUGAAGAUGGUCCUUCUGGAACGAGCAGAAUGACAUGAUGUUUUUCAUAUCCCUCUUCCUCUCUGUGACUUUUGCACUUUAAAGAUUUUUAAAGCUGUGAUCUGGAAAUUUGGGCAACUUAAAGUUAACUACUGGGUCUUAAACACUUGUUCUUCAUUAAGCUUUCUGAUUUAACAAUAAUAAUUAACCGCUAAAGAUAAAUUCCAUAAUCAGUGAACCCAAUAUUACCUAUAAGUGUUGAUAUCUGCAUGCUAGAAUUCCUGUUUGAUACAUUACAGUUUCUUUUAUCACAAGCAAUAUUUAGUCUUUUUUUCCUGCACUUAACAGAAAGUAUUGGUGUAAUGCAGCAGCCUGUGUCACUUAUAGUUCAUGGGUAAGGAAGAAGAGAGGAGAAAUGUUGAGUACUUUGUGAAUAAUGUAUGCCUGCUACUUCUAGCAUUAUUGAUAGUGAAAUUUAAGGAUAGGCUUAAUUAUUAUUCUCUCCUUACUUCGUUUGUUUCUAAAAUUUUGAUUAUGAAUACUUAUUUCAAUUUUUAACUUCAAAUCUUCCCUUCCUUGCAGUUGAUUUUACUUUCCCUUUUAUUAAAAUGAGCAUAGGAAUGCAUUCUCCUAAAGAAAAACCAGAAGGUUUGUCUGUUGAUAAUUCAGCAUCCCUCUUCUGUCCAUUGGUCUCAUGAUCAAGAAAAAAGUAACACUCAGGUACAUAUAAACUGCAAAUACUAUAAAUAACAAUAAAAUGUUGUUUGUAGUAAAUUAAAGCUUCAAGUUAUAAAAUCAGUCAAUGUAGGUCUUUGUAAAUUGCUCUUCAAAUAAUUAAUGUGUAAUUUAUUUAAGGGAAAUCACCUCAAGGGUGAUAUUUUUUGCAUACUUCCAACAAUUUGUUUUGAAACUCCAAUGCCUCAGUCCUAUCCUUUUGAUUUGUUCUUAGCAAGCUUUCUAUAAAACAUGAAGAUUGUACUUUAAAAACCAAAGACAAUACUUAGUUGGUGUAAAAGCGGAUGUUUUUGCAUUCUACCAGUGGACUGGCAUGAAUAACAUUGAAUAGGUAAUGUGUCAUAAUGGUCGGUGCAUGGAUUCUCUUGUGAAAGGAUAAGCAAGCACAUUUGUUAGAACAGUUACGUUGUUGCCUAAAGAAAAAAGAUCUCUGCAGAAAAUUAAAUUGUUUUGUAAUGAUGUGACGGACAACUUUAAUUCUGUUGUGAUUAUAUGGGGCUACAGAAAAUCAAGUGAUAUUCAAUGUAGAUUCUGUAAACAAUUUGUGCAAAAUCUGAAACUUGAUUGGUGUACAUAAUUGUUUUAGGGUUCCAGACCUACCGACAGAUUGUUCUAUUUAGAACCAUGAUGUAUUAAAGCUUCAUUUAUAUUUUAUAAAAUAAAAUAGAAACCAUUUGACCUUUU
Molecule: messenger RNA, 5107 nt
Organism: Hypanus sabinus (Atlantic stingray)
Lineage: Eukaryota; Metazoa; Chordata; Chondrichthyes; Myliobatiformes; Dasyatidae
Gene: mlxip
Product: MLX interacting protein
Exons: 17
Coding region: 899-3664 (921 amino acids)
Biological process (GO): regulation of transcription by RNA polymerase II
Cellular component (GO): nucleus
Molecular function (GO): protein dimerization activity; DNA-binding transcription factor activity, RNA polymerase II-specific; RNA polymerase II cis-regulatory region sequence-specific DNA binding
Source: RefSeq, a predicted model, not a curated record